This is a messenger RNA of Carlito syrichta (Philippine tarsier), 1849 nucleotides long. RefSeq names its product OMA1 zinc metallopeptidase (gene OMA1). The transcript has 8 exons. Gene Ontology annotation, biological process: protein quality control for misfolded or incompletely synthesized proteins; mitochondrial protein processing. The record is from RefSeq and is a predicted model, not a curated record. Lineage: Eukaryota; Metazoa; Chordata; Mammalia; Primates; Tarsiidae. Gene Ontology annotation, cellular component: mitochondrial inner membrane. Gene Ontology annotation, molecular function: metalloendopeptidase activity. Bases 14 to 1591 code for a protein of 525 amino acids.
AAGCAAAAGAAAGAUGAGCUUCCUCUGUGGACUACAGUCUGCUACUAGAAACUGUGUUUUCUUCCGCUGUAACUUACUGGCCAGCUUGAGAAAAUGCAACAUGUCAACAGUAACCACCCCAGGCUGUCAUCAAGUACAGAAUAACCAUCUAGUAAAUAAGUAUCAGGAACUGGGGGUAAAUCACUGCGAUAGGUUGACUUUUCUACCUGGAAACUUGCAUUUUUGUAGGACUUUUAAUAAUAAAAAACCAGAAUACCUCUCAAGUAUCAAAAGCAAGGAAAUUUGGGUGAUUACCAGCAAAUGUACUGUAUGGAAUGGCUCUUUUUCAAGACAGCUGCCAAUAAAAGAUGUUACAGCCGUUCCUGCUCUUCCAGUAUCGUGUCUUCAAAGCCGUUCUCCCAUAAGAGCUAUCAGGAAUUUUCACACUUCUCCACGGUUUCAAGCUGCUCCAGUUCCUCUCUUGCUGAUUAUUCUUAAACCAGUGCAGAAGCUCCUUGCAAUCAUUGUAGGCAGGGGCAUAAGAAAAUGGUGGCAGGCACUUCCUCCUAACAAGAAAGAACUAUUUAAAGAAAGUGUAAGGAAGAAUAAAUGGAAAUUAUUCUUUGGUUUGAGUGGUUUUGGAUUGCUAUUUGUAGUGUUUUAUUUUACUCACCUGGAAGUAAGUCCAAUCACAGGAAGGAGCAAGCUUCUCUUAUUGGGGAAAGAGCAUUUCAGACUUUUAUCAGAACUGGAAUAUGAAGCAUGCAUGGAAGAAUUUAAAAAUGAUGUGCUAACGGAGAAAGAUGCCCGAUACCUGACUGUUAAAGAAGUGGUUUAUCAUCUAAUUGAAUGCAAUAAAGAUAUCCCAGGGAUCUCUGAGAUCAAUUGGACUAUUCAUGUAGUUGAUUCUCCAGAUAUAAAUGCCUUUGUGCUUCCAAAUGGUCAAAUGUUUAUUUUCACUGGGCUUUUAAAUAGUGUCACUGAUGUUCAUCAACUUUCCUUCCUUCUGGGCCAUGAACUAGCACAUGCAGUACUUGGGCACGCUGCAGAAAAGGCUAGCAUGGUUCAUUUAUUGGAUUUCCUGGGAAUGAUUUUUCUCAUAAUGGUUUGGGCCAUUUGUCCUCGAGAUAGUUUGGCACUUUUGGGCCAGUGGAUACAGUCUAAAUUGCAGGAGUAUAUGUUUAAUAGACCAUACAGUAGGACAUUGGAGGCUGAGGCUGACAAAAUUGGACUACAGUUUGCUGCAAAGGCUUGUGUAGACAUAAGAGCCAGUUCAGUGUUUUGGCAGCAGAUGGAGUUUUCAGAUAGCCUGCAUGGUCAGCCCAAGUUGCCGGAAUGGUUAUCGACACACCCUUCUCAUGGAAAUCGAGCUGAGCACUUGGAUAGACUUAUACCUCAGGCUGUCAAAAUUAGAGAGAAAUGUAAUUGCCCACCACUUUCUGGACCAGACCCUCGAUUACUGUUUAAACUCAGCGUGAAACAUUUUCUUGAAGAAUCAGAGAAAGAAGACUUAAAUAUCACUGUUAAGAAACAGAAAAUGGAUACUCUUCCCGUUCAAAAACAGGAGCAAAUACCAUUAACAUACAUAGUUGAGAAAACAACUGGCAGUUGAAUUAAAAUUUAUGAAACAUAGGAUAUAUGAAGAAUGUAGCGAUUUUUAACAUUUUUAUGUUACUUUUUAAAAAAUGAUGGUUGAAAUGAAAACAUUGAUAUUUAAAUUUAAACAUUGUAAAUUGAUAUCAAAUCAUGUACAUUACAGAUAUCUAAAUUCAUCUAGGUAUUUUUUCAUGAAAUAUUGAUGUGUUUUACUCUAUUUUAAAAUAUCUCAAUGAGGAAAAUGUAAGAGAAUAAAUUUAUAUUACACAUUUUA